Molecule: messenger RNA, 466 nt
Organism: Malus domestica (apple)
Lineage: Eukaryota; Viridiplantae; Streptophyta; Magnoliopsida; Rosales; Rosaceae
Source: RefSeq, a predicted model, not a curated record
AUGAAAGCAUUUGGCUACAAACAAAGUAACUUCGAUCAUACUCUGUUCCUGAAAAGACGAAAUGAGAAACUUACUGCACUUAUUGUGUAUGUAGAUGAUAUGGUGGUAACAGGUCAUGACCCAGAAGAAUGCGCGGCCUUGCAAAGAUAUUUGUCUACAGAAUUUGAGAUGAAGGACCUUGGAUCCUUGAAAUAUUUUUUGGGGAUUCAAGUAUCGAGAAGCAGUUCGGGAAUUUUCUUAUCACAGAGGAAGUGUAUUAUUGAUUUGUUGCAAGAAACUAGCAUGUCAGCUUGUCAACCAGUAGCUACACCAUUAGAAGAAGGAUUGAAGCUUAGUGUUGAUCCUAAUCAAGUACCAAUUGACAAAGGGAGAUACCAAAGGUUAGUAGGUCGUUUAAUGUACUUGGCACACAUAAGACCGGACCUUGCUUAUGCCUUAAGUGUAUUGACAAAGAAAGAUACCAAAG